Messenger RNA from Musa acuminata AAA Group (dessert banana), 1686 nucleotides. RefSeq names its product alpha-1,3-arabinosyltransferase XAT2. Bases 147 to 1541 code for a protein of 464 amino acids. Lineage: Eukaryota; Viridiplantae; Streptophyta; Magnoliopsida; Zingiberales; Musaceae. The record is from RefSeq and is a predicted model, not a curated record. Gene Ontology annotation, molecular function: glycosyltransferase activity. The transcript has 3 exons.
CAGAACUAUUAUCUAAGGAGUUGCCAGGAAGCACAAGAAAACUUGAGCUCCAUUAUUGAGGAGCAGCGAUUUGACUCCCUCUCCAACUCCAAUCUUCCCCAAACGAUGGCAAGUUGCAGGAUCUGAAGCCCAGAGAGACUGCGGAGAUGGCGAAGCAGAAGAGUCCGAGCCGGGUGGAACCCCAGAAGCUUAGGUCGGUGCUGCUUGGGGGAUGCUUCCUGUUGUCGAUGAUCCUUCUUGUGGUGUACACCAGCUACGUUGUUUCUUUCUCCAACCUGAGUUUCUGGCGUUCGAAUCGAGCUGCUGCUCCUGUUCCCAAGGCGGAAGCAAAGAUCGCAACUACUCAUCAAGCAGAUGUGAGGUACCAAAAGGAGAAACUACCAAGCAAUCCUUUCUGUGAUUUUUCAAACAGAAGAAAUGACUAUUGUGAGAUGGAGGGUGACAUUAGGAUCCAUGGAAACUCUUCCUCCAUCUUCUUUGUUGCUUCCUCAAAUGUGAAUGCUACAAAAUUACAAGAAUCAUGGAAGUUAAAGCCUCAUCCUCGAAAGGGAGAUGCCAGAGCUAUGGCUCGUGUCACGGAAAUGUCAGUGAAAACUUUGUCUACUCGUGAUGCUCCUAAAUGUGCUGUGCAUAGCUCAGUUCCAGCAAUAGUCUUCUCAACUGGUGGUUACAUGGGGAACUUCUUCCAUGACUUCACUGAUAUACUUAUCACUAUCUUUACAACAUCACAACAAUUCAACGGCGAAGUUCAGUUUCUGAUAAGUGAGAUUCUUCCAUGGUGGAAUGAGAAGUACCAAAAGAUACUCAAAUCUCUCACUAAUUAUGAAAUAAUUGACUUCAACCAGGACCAGGUAGUUCGAUGCUAUCCUCAUGUUAUCGUGGGUCUUAAGUUUCACAAGGAGAUGAGCAUUGACCCCUCAAAAUCGCCUUAUGGUCUUACAAUGGUUGAUUUCGGACGAUUUAUCAGGAAGUCUUUUGCACUGGAGAGGGACAUGGCAAUUAAACUAGGACCAGAUCAAGGUAAGAAGCCUAGAAUUCUAAUUAUUGCAAGGAAGUGGACGAGGAGAUUUGCCAAUGUUGAUGAAAUAGUCAGAAAUGCGGAAGAGAUGGGCUUCGAAGCUGUUGUUGCAGAGGCAAAGCUUAACUUGAUUGAAUUUGCACACAUAGUUAAUUCAUGCGACGUGAUGCUGGGAGUUCAUGGUGCUGGGCUAACUAAUCUUGUCUUCCUUCCAACCAAUGCAGUAGUAAUCCAAGUUGUUCCUUUGGGCGGAUUGGAGGGCAUAAGUUGGAUCGACUUUGGACUGGCUACCAUAAGCAUGAAGAUGCAUUAUAUGCAGUAUACUAUAAGUCUAGACGAGAGCACACUGACAGAGCAGUUUGCUAGAGGCGAUCCGGUGCUUUCUGAUCAGAAGGAAGCUUACAAGAAACAUGGGUGGGAUCGAAUGAUCGACUUAUACUUUGCCAAACAAGGAGUGAAGCUUGAUAUGGGGAGGUUCAGCAGUACCUUACUACAUGCCCUUGAGCUUCUUCGUCAAGAGUAGAUAGAUGAAUCGGUUCGAAGCUCUCUUUGCCUUGAUUAAUUAAUUUGUGAACUUUGUAUUUUUCUUUAUAUAUUUACAUAAACAUGAAGUUUCUUCAGUAUUUUCACAGAAAAAAAUGAAUAUAUAAAUGCCAGUGAUUGCCCAA